Closterium sp. Naga37s-1 is the source of this 4212-nucleotide messenger RNA. The record is from the annotation of a GenBank genome assembly. NCBI's taxonomy places the organism in Eukaryota, Viridiplantae, Streptophyta, Zygnematophyceae, Desmidiales, Closteriaceae.
AUGGAGGUGCGUUUUGAGUCGACUCACAAGUCACGUGAGGCAGAGCGACAAGGGCACCGAGAUGGAGAGGUGCGUGGGGCUCACUACGACACAGAGAUGGAGGUGCGUUUUGUGUCGACUCACAAGUCACGUGAGGCAGAGCGACAAGGGCACCGAGAUGGAGAGGUGCGUGGGGCUCACUACGACACAGAGAUGGAGGUGCGCUUUGAGUCGACUCACAAGUCACGUGAGGCAGAGCGACAAGGGCAUCGAGAUGGAGAGGUGCGUGGGCCUCACUACGACACAGAGAUGGAGGUGCGCUUUGAGUCGACUCACAAGUCACGUGAGGCAGAGCGACAAGGGCACCGAGAUGGAGAGGUGCGUGGGGCUCACUACGACACAGAGAUGGAGGUGCGCUUUGAGUCGACUCACAAGUCACGUGAGGCUGAGCGACAAGGGCACCGAGAUGGAGAGGUGCGUGGGGCUCAAUACAGCACAGAGAUGGAGGUGCGCUUUGAGUCGACUCACAAGUCACGUGAGGCAGAGCGACAAGGGCACCGAGAUGGAGAGGUGCGUGGGGCUCAAUACAGCACAGAGAUGGAGGUGCGCUUUGAGUCGACUCACAAGUCACGUGAGGCAGAGCGACAAGGGCACCGAGAUGGAGAGGUGCGUGGGGCUCAAUACAGCACAGAGAUGGAGGUGCGCUUUGAGUCGACUCACAAGUCACAUGGAGAGGUGCGUGGGGCUCACUACGACACAAAGAUGGAGGUGCGUUUUGAGUCGACUCACAAGUCACGUGAGGCAGAGCGACAAGGGCACCGAGAUGGAGAGGUGCGUGGGGCUCACUACGACACAGAGAUGGAGGUGCGUUUUGUGUCGACUCACAAGUCACGUGAGGCAGAGCGACAAGGGCACCGAGAUGGAGAGGUGCGUGGGGCUCACUACGACACAGAGAUGGAGGUGCGCUUUGAGUCGACUCACAAGUCACGUGAGGCAGAGCGACAAGGGCACCGAGAUGGAGAGGUGCGUGGGCCUCACUACGACACAGAGAUGGAGGUGCGCUUUGAGUCGACUCACAAGUCACGUGAGGCAGAGCGACAAGGGCACCGAGAUGGAGAGGUGCGUGGGGCUCACUACGACACAGAGAUGGAGGUGCGCUUUGAGUCGACUCACAAGUCACGUGAGGCAGAGCGACAAGGGCACCGAGAUGGAGAGGUGCGUGGGGCUCAAUACAGCACAGAGAUGGAGGUGCGCUUUGAGUCGACUCACAAGUCACGUGAGGCAGAGCGACAAGGGCACCGAGAUGGAGAGGUGCGUGGGGCUCAAUACAGCACAGAGAUGGAGGUGCGCUUUGAGUCGACUCACAAGUCACGUGAGGCAGAGCGACAAGGGCACCGAGAUGGAGAGGUGCGUGGGGCUCAAUACAGCACAGAGAUGGAGGUGCGCUUUGAGUCGACUCACAAGUCACGUGAGGCAGAGCGACAAGGGCACCGAGAUGGAGAGGUGCGUGGGGCUCAAUACAGCACAGAGAUGGAGGUGCGCUUUGAGUCGACUCACAAGUCACGUGAGGCAGAGCGACAAGGGCACCGAGAUGGAGAGGUGCGUGGGGCUCAAUACAGCACAGAGAUGGAGGUGCACUUUGAGUCGACUCACAAGUCACGUGAGGCAGAGCGACAAGGGCACCGAGAUGGAGAGGUGCGUGGGGCUCAAUACAGCACAGAGAUGGAGGUGCGCUUUGAGUCGACUCACAAGUCACGUGAGGCAGAGCGACAAGGGCACCGAGAUGGAGAGGUGCCUGGGGCUCACUACGACACAGAGAUGGAGGUGCGCUUUGAGUCGACUCACAAGUCACGUGAGGCAGAGCGACAAGGGCACCGAGAUGGAGAGGUGCGUGGGGCUCAAUACAGCACAGAGAUGGAGGUGCGCUUUGAGUCGACUCACAAGUCACGUGAGGCAGAGCGACAAGGGCACCGAGAUGGAGAGGUGCGUGGGGCUCAAUACAGCACAGAGAUGGAGGUGCGCUUUGAGUCGACUCACAAGUCACGUGAGGCAGAGCGACAAGGGCACCGAGAUGGAGAGGUGCGUGGGGCUCACUACGACACAGAGAUGGAGGUGCGCUUUGAGUCGACUCACAAGUCACGUGAGGCAGAGCGACAAGGGCACCGAGAUGGAGAGGUGCGUGGGGCUCAAUACAGCACAGAGAUGGAGGUGCGCUUUGAGUCGACUCACAAGUCACGUGAGGCAGAGCGACAAGGGCACCGAGAUGGAGAGGUGCGUGGGGCUCAAUACAGCACAGAGAUGGAGGUGCGCUUUGAGUCGACUCACAAGUCACGUGAGGCAGAGCGACAAGGGCACCGAGAUGGAGAGGUGCGUGGGGCUCAAUACAGCACAGAAAUGGAGGUGCGCUUUGAGUCGACUCACAAGUCACGUGAGGCAGAGCGACAAGGGCACCGAGAUGGAGAGGUGCGUGGGGCUCAAUACAGCACAGAGAUGGAGGUGCGCUUUGAGUCGACUCACAAGUCACGUGAGGCAGAGCGACAAGGGCACCGAGAUGGAGAGGUGCGUGGGGCUCAAUACAGCACAGAGAUGGAGGUGCGCUUUGAGUCGACUCACAAGUCACGUGAGGCAGAGCGACAAGGGCACCGAGAUGGAGAGGUGCGUGGGGCUCAAUACAGCACAGUGAUGGAGGUGCGCUUUGAGUCGACUCACAAGUCGCGUGAGGCAGAGCGACAAGGGCACCGAGAUGGAGAGGUGCGUGGGGCUCACUACGACACAGUGAUGGAGGUGCGCUUUGAGUCGACUCACAAGUCGCGUGAGGCAGAGCGACAAGGGCACCGAGAUGGAGAGGUGCGUGGGGCUCACUACAGCACAGUGAUGGAGGUGCGCUUUGAGUCGACUCACAAGUCGCGUGAGGCAGAGCGACAAGGGCACCGAGAUGGAGAGGUGCGUGGGGCUCACUACAGCACAGAGAUGGAGGUGCGCUUUGAGUCGACUCACAAGUCCCGUGAGGCAGAGCGACAAGGGCACCGAGAUGGAGAGGUGCGUGGGGCUCACUACGACACAGAGAUGGAGGUGCGCUUUGAGUCGACUCACAAGUCGCGUGAGGCAGAGCGACAAGGGCACCGAGAUGGAGAGGUGCGUGGGGCUCACUACGACACAGAGAUGGAGGUGCGCUUUGAUUCGACUCACAAGUCGCGUGAGGCAGAGCGACGAGGGCACCGAGAUGGAGAGGUGCGUGGGGCUCACUACGACACAGUGAUGGAGGUGCGCUUUGAGUCGACUCACAAGUCGCGUGAGGCAGAGCGACGAGGGCACCGAGAUGGAGAGGUGCGUGGGGCUCACUACGACACAGUGAUGGAGGUGCGUUUUGAGUCGACUCACAAGUCGCGUGAGGCAGAGCGACCAGGGCACCCAGAUGGAGAGGUGCGUGGGGCUCACUACGACACAGUGAUGGAGGUGCGUUUUGAGUCGACUCACAAGUCGCGUGAGGCAGAGCGACAAGGGCACCCAGAUGGAGAGGUGCGUGGGGCUCACUACGACACAGUGAUGGAGGUGCGUUUUGAGUCGACUCACAAGUCGCGUGAGGCAGAGCGACAAGGGCACCCAGAUGGAGAGGUGCGUGGGGCUCACUACGACACAGUGAUGGAGGUGCGUUUUGAGUCGACUCACAAGUCGCGUGAGGCAGAGCGACAAGGGCACUCAGAUGGAGAGGUGCGUGGGGCUCACUACGACACAGUGAUGGAGGUGCGUUUUGAGUCGACUCACAAGUCGCGUGAGGCAGAGCGACAAGGGCACUCAGAUGGAGAGGUGCGUGGGGCUCACUACGACACAGUGAUGGAGGUGCGUUUUGAGUCGACUCACAAGUCGCGUGAGGCAGAGCGACAAGGGCACCGAGAUGGAGAGGUGCGUGGGGCUCACUACGACACAGUGAUGGAGGUGCGUUUUGAGUCGACUCACAAGUCGCGUGAGGCAGAGCGACAAGGGCACCGAGAUGGAGAGGUGCGUGGGGCUCACUACGACACAGUGAUGGAGGUGCGUUUUGAGUCGACUCACAAGUCGCAUGAGGCAGAGCGACAAGGGCACUCAGAUGGAGAGGUGCGUGGGGCUCACUACGACACAGUGAUGGAGGUGCGUUCUGAGUCGACUCACAAGUCGCGUGAGGCAGCGACAAGGGCACCGAGAUGGAGAGGUGCGUGGGGCUCAAUACGACACAGAGAUGGAGGUGCGUUCUGA